AUGUUAAGAGCUGCAUCCAGAACCAUCCGUGGCGCCUCCAGAUCCACUGCCAGAACGGUCGCCAGACCUGCCACUGCCUCCGCGGCUGUGGCUUCCAGAUUUCCUGCCAUCAACUCCGUCAGAAUGGCAUCCCAGUUGGCCCACCACAAGAUCCCUCCUUUGACCAACGAACCCGUCAAGGAGUUCUCGUUCUCCCAACAGAAGGACUGGGACUUGUUGCGUGCUUCCCUCACCAAAUUCACCGACAACGGUGCCCUUGACAUCCCAUUGGUCAUCAACGGCAAAAAGAUCUACAGAGACACCACCCUCCCCCAGGUCAACCCUGCCAAACACGCCCAGAACUUGGCCAACGUGUCUCAGGCAACCGAGGCUGAUAUCCAGGCAGCCAUUGAAGCUUCCAAGGCUGCAAAGGCCGCGUGGGCUGCUACUCCUUGGACCGACAGAGCCGCCAUUUUCUUGAAGGCUGCAGACUUGAUCUCCACCAAGUACAGAUACGACAUGUUGGCAGCCACCAUGUUGGGCCAGGGCAAAAACGUGUAUCAGGCUGAAAUCGACAGUGUUGCUGAAUUGAUCGACUUCUUCAAGUUCAACGUCAAGUACGCUGAGGAGAUGUACCAGGUGCAACCAAUUGAGUCUGCUCCAGGUGUGUGGAACCGUGCUGAGUACAGACCAUUGGAGGGCUUCGUGUACGCCGUGACUCCCUUCAAUUUCACCGCCAUCGCUGCCAAUUUGGUGGGUGCUCCAGCCUUGAUGGGUAACACCGUGGUGUGGAAGCCUUCUGCCACCGCUGCGUUGUCCAACUACUUAUUGUUGACCAUCUUGGAGGAGGCUGGUUUGCCUGCUGGUGUGAUCAACUUCAUUCCUGGUGAGCCAAAUGCCGUCACCGACUUGGUGUUGGCCGACAAGGACUUCUCAGCCUUGCACUUCACUGGCUCCACCGACGUCUUCAAGAAGUUGUACUCCAAAAUCUCCAACAAUGUCGCUGCCGACAAGUACAGAGACUUCCCCAGAAUCGUGGGUGAAACUGGUGGUAAGAACUUCCACUUGAUCCACCCAUCGGCCUCGUUGGACCACGCUGUGUUGUCGUCGUUGAGAGGAGCCUACGAGUACCAGGGCCAGAAGUGUUCUGCCUUGUCCAGAUUAUAUGUGCCUGAGUCCGUGUGGCCAGAGUUCAAGGAAAAGUUGGCUGCUACUAUCGACACUGUCGAAAUCGGCAACACCGCCUCCACCGACGCUUUGCACUCGUUCAUGGGUCCAGUUAUCCACGAACAAUCCUUCGACAAGUUGGCCUCUGCCAUUGAGCAGGCCAAGACCGACCCAGAAUUGACCAUCGUCAGCGGUGGUCAAUACGACAAAUCCAACGGUUUCUACGUCCAACCCACCUUGAUCCAAACUACCAACCCCAACCACGAGUUCUUGAGCCGUGAAUUCUUCGGUCCUAUCUUGACUACCUACGUGUACCCAGACGCUGAGUACGAGUCCAUCAUUGAAAGCAUUGACACCGUCACCAAGUAUGGUUUGACUGGUGCCGUUUUCGCCAGAGACCGUCAAGCAGUCAGAACCGCCGAGGAGAAAUUGAGAUACUCCGCUGGUAACUUCUACAUCAACGACAAGUCCACUGGUGCCGUUGUUGGCCAGCAAUGGUUCGGAGGUGCCAGAGCCUCUGGUACUAACGAUAAGGCUGGAUCGGGUAACAUCUUGUCCAGAUUCGUCUCGGUCAGAAACAUCAAGGAAAACUUCUACGAGCUUACUGACUACAAGUACCCAUCAAACUACAACUAA
Messenger RNA from Suhomyces tanzawaensis NRRL Y-17324, 1782 nucleotides. RefSeq names its product 1-pyrroline-5-carboxylate dehydrogenase (gene PUT2). The transcript has a single exon. The record is from RefSeq and is a predicted model, not a curated record. Gene Ontology annotation, molecular function: L-glutamate gamma-semialdehyde dehydrogenase (NAD+) activity. Lineage: Eukaryota; Fungi; Ascomycota; Pichiomycetes; Serinales; Debaryomycetaceae. Gene Ontology annotation, cellular component: mitochondrial matrix. Bases 1 to 1782 code for a protein of 593 amino acids.